CUAUGCGCGAGUUUCGGUCAGUAUUGUUUUUUUGUUUUUUCUGUAGUUUCAGCAAAGAAUCAGAACGAAAAGACGAUACGGUUACACUCUGGCAAAAUGACUGAUAAUUCAAUCAAGGAUGGUGUAUUAGAAAACAUAGAGAAGAAGAGAUGUUUUCGAAACGAAAGCGACGGUCGGUAAAAUCUAAAGGGAGCAGGCGUGGACUGUGAGUUCGAGUCGGGCGUGGGGAUGAACUCUACGGGGAAUGCGAGAGGGAGGAGGACUAGGGCGCUUCCUGUGGUUGGCACUAGCCUAAAAAAGCUCCAUAAACAGAAUCGCGGCCGAAUGUCUUUUCAAUGCAACGAAAAUGGUGAAGUGUGGGAAAAAGUGGGCAUUGAGUAAAGGCUUCGACAGUUCGAACCAUGACAGAGGCGUCGGAGGAUGGUAACUAUCUGGUGAGGGUUCGUGCCCAGGUAAUGACAAGGGAUGACAGUUCAGGUGGUUGGGUUCCUCUUAGUGGCGGUGGUUUAGCAAAUGUUUCUGUUAGACGAAGACCAGUUUCUUCAGGUGGACAUCAGUCUAAUAAUACCAAUGGAUCUGGUAUUUCUACUACGACUGCCUCUACUACUAACACUACACAAUCUGUAUCGACUACAAGUGUUACUAAUACCCAAAGUCAUGGAUCUUCUAAUAGUUCUCCACCUGGUGCAACUAAGAAGAGGCAUGAAUAUCUUAUUUAUGGAAAACGCAUCACUGAUCAAUCAGUUGUUCUUAGCUGUACAAUUAAAAAAGAUUUCGAGUAUAAUAAGGUAAUGCCGACUUUUCAUCAUUGGAGGACAGGAGAUAAAAGAUUUGGUCUGACCUUUCAAACAGCUGCAGAUGCAAGAGCUUUUGAUAAAGGUGUUCGUACAGCUGUUGAAGAAUUGUUAGAAGACUUUAAAUUUACCUGUGGAACCACCAGAACCACGUCCAUCAUCGGACACAUCUCAUGUACGACUGUCCAAUUAUCGUUCCCAGUGUUCAGAUCUUCCUGAUUCACAUAAACCUAUUCAUUACAUUGGUGGACCGUCUAUAAAAGUGCCACCAUCUCAGCAUCCUUUGGCAUCGACUGAAGAUGUUGGAUCAGAUAGCUAUUCUUAUGUGCAGCUCACAACGCUUAACCAUGAAUAUUUAUAUCCCAUCAUUGGUGACCAUAAAGGAGACCGAUUAAAUAGACAUAAUACCGGCAGUUCUUUAAAGAAACCAGAUAUUAUAGUAACUCAACCUUCUAAAAAUACUAUGAAACGUAAUGUUCGAUUACGAUGUAAACAUUGCCAAGAGCUGUACUCAGAACAGCAAAAUCCUAGGGGAUCUUGUGAAUACGCACCUGAUCCAAUUAGACGAGGAAUUGCAAAAAUUUCAUGUCUAUCGUGUGCUCAGGGUAUGUUAUAUCACUGUAUGAGCGAUGCUGAAGGUGAUUUUUCCCAGAAUCCAUGCAGUUGUAGUACAGAAGAAGGAUGUGGGCGCAGAUGGUUUGGUUUGGCAUUAUUAUCACUGAUCGUUCCUUGCUUGUGGAUUUAUCCUCCAUUAAGAGCUGUUCAUUGGUGUGGCACGUCCUGUGGAAUGUGUGGAGGACGUCACCAUCCGAUGGAAUAACUGGAGGAACCCUUUGAUAUCUCUGUUCCAUACUCAGUUGAAUCAACUAACUUUUCUUCAUCACGUGGUGCUGUGGCUAAUGUGUAUGAAUGUCAUGAUUUGAGUAUGGGUCGUUGUCAGAGGUAUCAAAGGGGUAGACAACUUCCAGUACAUGCACUUAUCCAUCAGCGUCAUCUUUGAAAGAAUUUGUUUCAAAAAACCAAAAAAAUACGAGCACAAAUUAUCGCAUUUAGCUCUAAAACCAUGUAUAUUCCAUACAUUUUGUAUAUUUUAUUAGCAAAUACAUUAUUUAGACACAUCUGUACAUUAAAUAAUUUGAGAAUGGACGUCGUUUAGUAUUUACUCUGAAUGAUUGGUCCAUAAUAAUAUUAUCUGGACUGACCAACUAUUUGUGAUACAUGGUGCACACUGUGAGAAUUCAAGUCAAGAAAUAAGACGAAUAAUUUGUUAUUCCCAGUUUGAAAGCUAGUUUUUGCCUCGUAUGAAAAUGAUAAGAAAAAUGUUUGCUAUAUUAUAAGAUUAAAUUUUGCUGCGAUUAUAGAAAGGUUAUACAGAAAUAAAUUAAAAAAUUUUAUUUUAUUAUAAAUAAAUUAGAUAUGUUGUUUAUUGAUUAUUUUUACUUUGAAUUUCAUAAAAAAAGUUAAAAGUAAUAAAAUUUGUAUGUUAUUAUAAGAUACAUAUUAUUUUAUCAUUAUUUUUUUUGUGUUUAAAGCAAGAUUUUGUAUAUUAUUUGUAUAUUGAUGAUAUUGACAAAUUUGUCCUUUUAGUAGUUUAUAUAAUUUUACUAGAAAAGAUAAUUUUAAUUAAUUCAACUUAAUUACGACAUAUGCAAAAUGUAUGUUUGUAUUUUUACCUUUAAAUGUUUAAUAAGAAAUGUACAGAUUUUUAAUCUACUUCGGUAAUUAGCACAAACUGGUUGAUAAAAGCUAGUUGCACUUUCACAAAUAUGUAUCAAAAUUAAUGACUAAAAAUUGUAUCAUGUUUUAUAAAGAAAUUAUACAAUCAUUCAGGAAUGAUUGUGAAUAUCUGUAGUAUGUAAUUUUAUUUAUAUAUCAUUAACACACAAUUCUGUUUUAUUCCGAUCCUUUUUUAUUGUGCUCUUUAUAUUUACAAAAUAUUAAUAUUUAUAUAGAUUAUAUAGUCAGUUAUCUGUUAAAUGGAAUUUCUUAUGCUAAUAUGUUGGCACAAUGUUAAAUACUAAAUAAUAUCAGUAUUUACUGUUUACUAGCAUAGUACUUCUAGUACUAUCAAUCUUAUUGUUAUUUCAUGCACAAUGAAGAUAAGCUUAAGGAACUUUAAGUAUAUAUAUUGUCAGUUUGAGGCUUAUUAUAUAUAUUGGAAUAUAUUUUUAAUUUAAAGCUGAGUUCUACUAUAUGACUAUAUAUUUACACUGAAAGAUAAUUCUAUGUAAACUUGGUUUGCAUAAAAUGGAUUGUUUACAGAGAAACUUUCUCUUCUAUAAUACUAUAUGUAUAUUAUAGUUCUCUAAUAUACAUAUACAUAUAUUUGGCAUUCUUUAAAAAAUUCUGAUUUACUAUUUGUAUAUCUAAUUAUUUUUUUUAACUAUAUUAGUAAUUAUGAAAUAUUUCAUUUCAUUUUGUGUAUUUUACAAUAAUUGAAUAAUAUGGAUACUGUUUUCGGAUAUUUAGGAAAUUAAGAUAUUUUUGAAAAUAGGAUACAGUUGGUUUUUAGCAAUAAUUCUACUUAUCAAUGAUCUGAGUAUGCUUUACAAAUAAUUAGUUUUAUGAACCAUAAUAUAUGGUUUAAAAAUUUACUUGUUUUAAGAAUUCAUAUUUUGUAUUCAAAUUUUAAUUGAAAAAAAAUUAAUUCUAAUCUUGCUAAAAUACUGUGGAUGAUUAAGUGCAACAUGAAAGCAUAGUUGUUUUCUUGCUCAUACAUGAAUAUUGAUAUAGAAAAACCAAUAAUUUUUAAUUAAAGCUUUUAAAGUGACAUGGUAGUUAGAAUCAAUAAACAUGUUAUAAAUGUUGUAGAAUGUUUUUAUAUUAUUUUUGAAAUACAAUUUCUAAUAAAUACGCGAUGAAAUAAGAUAUAACUUUGGAACAACAAAAUAAAUAAUGAUUUGAUUAACAAAACUUUUGCAGACAUUAAAAGAAAAAAUAUUUUAGAAACGUACAUAAAAUAAAGAAUUUAUUAUUAUUCAUUAAGUUUCGUUCUGCCUUAUGUUUCUAGUCUAAUAGUGAUGUAUGUUGAAUUUACUUAUUAGUUAAAACAUUCUUUUGUGUCAAAAUUGUUUUGUGCUAAAAAUUUUAAGUUAUGUGUCUA
Messenger RNA from Heterotrigona itama, 3897 nucleotides. NCBI's taxonomy places the organism in Eukaryota, Metazoa, Arthropoda, Insecta, Hymenoptera, Apidae. The record is from the annotation of a GenBank genome assembly.